AUAUUAUUAUUCUGAAUUCUUUGGUCAAUAAAAUCUUUUCUUUAUUGAUUAAAUUCUAUAAUCAGAUAAGGUGCAACUAGAUAAUGCAACGAAAACACAAUAAAAAUAGAAGAAGAUAAGUAUACGGUAGUCACAUCGUCAAUAAUUAACCAUUUGUCUACAUCAGUUCAUUAUGAUUGUUCAAAUUCGAUUACUUUUUUCUUCCGUUUUAUUCACUGCUAGCUUUGCGAAUUUUCAAGAUGCUGCAGAGAAUAGUGUCGAUUCUGGAAAGAUGUCGGCUAUACUCAAUAAAUUAUUCGACAUGGCGUUACCUUCAAUUCAAAUGUUCAUUUUAAAACAUAGAUUAGAUCCUAUGAAAUUAGAAGAUUUAUCCCAAAAUCUGAAAGGAGUAAUAAUUCACCAUAGAACUCUUAAUUUAACGGAAGGUUCUCUUCAAGGAUUAUCAAAUGUAAGACGGGCAAACGAUAUUAUUUUGUCUUUUGAAAACAAAAUUCUAACUCUAGAUGCAACUUUAGGAUUCAAUGUUCUUGAGGCUAAUUAUAAUUAUCAUCUUUACGAUUUACUAGUCAAUAGAAAAGGAAAGAUUUACGGUUAUUUCAAAGACAUGGAGAUACGAAUAAUUAUGGAAUUAAAUAUGAACAAUUAUAAAAUUGCUAUUCCAAUGGCUAAGAUUGUUAAACUAAACAAAUUUAAUAUCGUUUUUAAGGGUAAUAUAGGUGAUCCAAUAGUAAAUGCUGCAAUUGAAGCUAUCACUAAAACAUUUCGUACAAGUGUUAUAAAUAUGGUGAAUACAGAAUUUUCGAAGGUAUUGCAAGAAUUUAUAAGCGGGAUCAAUAAGAAGAUACCGCAACCUAAUCAAAUAUUAAAUAAUGAUAAUAUUUGGCGUUAUUUAAAAUCUAACUUAUCUUAGAUGGCUUUGUUUCAUCUAAUACAAUUUAUUAAAUUAAAAAAAGAUAUCUGAUGUAAACCAUAAAAAUGUAAAAUAAUAAAGCAUCCCAUUUCAAUACAUGUUUCUA
Molecule: messenger RNA, 1016 nt
Organism: Apis florea (little honeybee)
Lineage: Eukaryota; Metazoa; Arthropoda; Insecta; Hymenoptera; Apidae
Source: RefSeq, a predicted model, not a curated record